UUCCUUACGGAGAGGAGAAGAAAGGUUGGUGUUGAGGAACCUUCCCAUUUCCCCUUUAACCUUUCUGUUUUUGUGUCAACCCUCUCAUUUUUCCCCAUUUUCUUUCUUUAUUCCUUUUGCUCUGAUUUUGGUCUCGUCCUCAUGGCCACCAUCGGAAACAGAAACAUCAAUGCCAAAUUGAAUUAUGAUCGGAAUUCUUCAUGUUCUGAUGUGUUGCUUGGAGAUGUUGGAGCUGGAAAGUCUAGUCUUGUGUUGGGCUUUGUUAAAGAGCAAUUUGUUGAAUUUCAGGAAUCGACUAUAGGCGCUGCCUUUUUCUCACAAACAUUGGCUGUAAAUGACGCCAAUGUAAAGUUUGAGAUUUGGGAUACAACAGGUCAAGAGAGGUACCAUAGCUUGGCACCAAUGUACUUCAGAGGAGCUGCCACCGCCAUUAUUGUCUAUGAUAUAACAAAUCAGUUUUUGGAGGAGUCGUUGGUGGUUUGACUACAUUGGUAGCGAUGGAGAAGGUUCCUGUUGAUGACAAUGAUCGACCUCUGGUGAGUUCUUUGUUUAGCAUUAAUCUCUCCAAAACUACAUAUAUUUUAAACCUGUAUCUAAUUUUUACUGCUUUCUGUUUUACAAUUAAAUGGUAUUCCCUGACUGAUGAUAGAUGUAGUGUGUAUUUAGCAUAUGAUUUUUUGGGAAGCAAGAUGCCUUUUUAAUUUUGGUGAAUGCCGUGUUAGGAAUCAGUAUAUUAUUUGGUAACAUAUGUUAUCUGGAAGGUUGAGCAUCAAACUGGCUUCAACUUAACUCAAGCUGCAUAUCUAGAAAUACAAAGUCCAUGAUUUUUAUGAAGAUACUUUAGUAUGUUCUUAUCAAAUUGGUUGUUGGACUCUGCCUUAAUCAUAACAUUAGUUGACUUAAAUUAAAUUAUUGAAUCCUGUCCUCAGUAUAUAUUGUUUUCCUCUCAUUUGUGUUGGAGGAGAUUAAGAUAACCAGCGAAAUGGUGUUUGUCAAUCCUUACUCAGAACCAUACGAAGAAGAGGAAGAGAAGGCCAAAGAAGACGAAAAUGCUGAGGAUGAAGAUAAAGUUCGUUUCGGGACUCUUUUAAAUAUCAGCUGCCUUUAGAAAUUAUCAUUAUUGAGAUGACAAAAAAUAUUUGUCACGCGUAUAUUAUUUUGACAAUAAAAAAUUUGUCAUGUAAA
Molecule: messenger RNA, 1185 nt
Organism: Pistacia vera
Lineage: Eukaryota; Viridiplantae; Streptophyta; Magnoliopsida; Sapindales; Anacardiaceae
Product: ras-related protein RABF2a-like
Exons: 5
Coding region: 142-483 (113 amino acids)
Biological process (GO): intracellular protein transport
Cellular component (GO): endosome; endocytic vesicle; endomembrane system
Molecular function (GO): GTP binding; GTPase activity
Source: RefSeq, a predicted model, not a curated record